Molecule: messenger RNA, 13381 nt
Organism: Oryctolagus cuniculus (rabbit)
Lineage: Eukaryota; Metazoa; Chordata; Mammalia; Lagomorpha; Leporidae
Source: RefSeq, a predicted model, not a curated record
GCCGUCGGGGGCGUGGCUUCCGGAGGCCCGCGCCUUCGAGUCGCCGCGGCGGGGUCGGGCGCAAGCAGCGGCUGUCAGGCCCUCCUUCCAGACGGCUGCGACUGGUGCCGGGCGAGGCAGGCGGCCCCCAACUUAAGUCCCCGCGUCCCGGCCCGCCGGGCACCUGGGCCGUGCCGGGGCAUGGACGAGGAGAAGAUGGACGAGAAUGAAUGGAAAUAUCACGGCGAGGGCAACAAGAGCCUGGUGGUGGCCCACGCGCAGCGCUGUGUUGUGCUGCGUUUCCUGAAGUUUCCUCCGAACAGGAAGAAGACCUCGGAAGAGAUAUUUCGGCACCUGCAGAACAUAGUGGACUUUGGCAAAAAUGUCAUGAAGGAGUUUUUGGGAGAGAACUAUGUUCACUGUGGGGAAGUUGUUCAGCUGCCUUUAGAGUUUGUGAAACAGCUUUGUGUUAGGAUACAGUCUGAAAGACCAGAAUCUCGCUGUGACAAGGACCUAGACACUCUCAGUGGCUACGCCAUGUGCCUUCCCAACUUAACCAGACUGCAGACCUACCACUUUGCAGAGCUACGGCCCAUUCUGUGUGUGGAGAUCAAGCCCAAAUGCGGGUUUAUUCCUUUCUCGAGUGAUGUCACGCAUGAGAUGAAGCAUAAGGUGUGCCGUUACUGCAUGCACCAGCAUCUCAAGGUAGCGACUGGGAAGUGGAAGCAGAUAAGUAAAUAUUGUCCCCUGGAUCUCUACUCAGGAAACAAACAAAGGAUGCACUUUGCACUGAAGAGUUUGCUGCAGGAGACACAGAACAACUUGAAGAUAUUUAAGAAUGGUGAGCUCAUCUAUGGUUGCAGCGACGCCCGCAGCCCCGUGGCCGACUGGAGCGAGCUCGCCCACCACCUGAAGCCCUUCUUCUUCCCUUCCAACGGCCUGGCGGCCGGGCCGCACUGCACGAGGGCCGUGAUCCGGGAGCUGGUGCACGUCAUCACGAGGGUGCUGCUGAGCAGCACCGACAAGGGCCGGGCGGGUGCGCUGCGGCCCGGGCCCCAGGGCCCACGGGUCUGCGAGGCCAGCCCGUUCGGCAGGAGCCUGCGCCACCAAGGAAAAAACACCCCAGAGCGCUCGGGGUUACCGAAGGGCUGUCUUCUGUACAAAACCCUCCAGGUGCAGAUGUUGGACCUGCUGGACAUCGAAGGCCUCUACCCUCUGUACAAGCGGGUUGAGCGGUACCUGGAGGAGUUUCCUGAGGAGAGAAAAACGUUACAAAUAGAUGGGCCUUACGAUGAAGCGUUUUACCAGAAGCUGUUUGACCUCUCCACGGAGGACGACGGGACGGUGGCCUUCGCGUUGACAAAGUGUGCUCAGGACCCCGUGCGGUUGGCAAGACGCAGAAUCUUCCACCCCACGCUGCAGCUACAGGCAUCUCCGACAUGGUCGUGUCUGUCACUGCCUCGUACGCAUAUUACUGUGCUCUUCGUCUGCUUUUAAAAAUGUCGUAUUUUACAUCUUCACUCUAUAUUUUGUUAAAAAUUAUUUUAUUUUAUUUAUUUUUUAAAGAUUUAUUUAUUUACUUGAGAGGCAUAAUUGCAGAUGAGAGAGGUCUUCCAUCUGCUGGUUCAUUCCCCAAAUGGUUGCAACAGCUGGAGCUGCACCGAUCUGAAGCUAGGAGCUUCUUCCAGGGCCCAAGCACUUGGGCCAUCCCCACUGCUUUCCCAGGCCGUAAGCAGAGAGCUGCAUUGGAAGUGGAGCAGCUGGGACUUGAACUGGCACUGCAGGCAUAUGUUUAACCUAUUAUGUCAUAGCACUAGCCCCCAAAAUAUUUUACUUUAUUUGAAUGUCAGAGAGAAACAGAGUGAGAAUGUGUUCUUCAGUCCACUGGUUCACUUCUCAAAUGCGUGUAACAGCCAGGGCUGGGCCAGGAUGAGGUCAGGAACUCAAUCUUGGUCUCCACGUGGGUGAGGGGCCCAAGUACUUAUUAUUUUAGAUUUAUUUAUUUGAAAGGAAGAACCACACAGGGAGAGACAGAGAGAUCUUCCGUCUGCUGGUUCACUCCCCAAAAUGACCACAAUGGCCAGGGCUGGGCCAGCCCGAAGUCAGGAGUCCAGAACUCCCAGUUCUCCCACAUGGGUGCAGAGGUCUAAGUACCAUCUUCUACUGUUUUCCCAGACUCAUGAGUAGGGAGCUGGAUCAGAAGUGGUACAGCCAGGACUGGAACCAGCAGUAUGGGGUGUUAUUAUUGCUGGUGGCAGCCUGACCCACUGUGCCACAACACUGGCCCUGACCCCAGUACUUGAACUAUCACCUGCUGCCUCCUGGAGUGUGCAUUAUCAGGAAGCUGGAGUUGGAAGCAGAACUGGGCUUAGACCCAGGCACUCUGAUAGUGGAUAUCAAGGCUCCGGGCCUCUGGCAUGUCAGCGCCUGUGCCCGGGGCCCAUCCCUAUAUUUUAUGUUUUAUGCAUUUAAAACUUACUCUGAAAGGGGUGUGUUGGCUCUGUGAGGCUGCCAAACAUCUGAGGAGACUAGAACUGUGAAGAAAUGCAGCUUUUUAAAAAAAUUUUAUUUAAGGUAGAGAAAUUUUAUGCAUUUCAUAUACACAGAUUCUUCUCGUUCUACCAUCCCCUCCCACCCGCACUCCCACCCUUCUUCCCAUUCCCUCUCCUGUGCCCACUCUUAAUUUUUACAAAGAUCUAUUUUCAGUUUCCUUAUACUCCUAGGAUUAACCCUACAGUAAGUAAAGAGUUCAACAAGUAGUGCAAGGUGAAAAAAAAAACCACUGUUCUCAACAGUGGAGACAAGGGCUGUGGAAACCCUCGAAGGCACACGGUGCCGUCCCUUCUCCCGUGCACGGGCUUGGCCGCCUGUGCCGUGACGGGUCUGGUGAAAGACGUCUUUGGCUGAAGAUGCAGCUGGGAGAGUUUUUCAAGGAGAAGGGGGAGGAGGAGGAGCCGGGACUGAAGAUGCGCUGUAGGCGCUAUGUGAACUCUGCCGCCCCGGGCUGGGUCAGCUCAGUGAGGAGGUGGAUAGCAAAGCCGUGCGAGGCUGCCGUGGGUCCUGCAGCUUGGUGCGCCGACCAGAGACACACACCGGCUUUGCCGGUCUGUGUGUUUUUUCCUAAGAGAAAAAGCUGGACUACACUUCUGUGUCUGUGUUUUCCAAUUUUCUAGAAAUCAGCAUGAAUUAAUUUUUAAUUUUUAACCUUACGUAAAUGUAAUCUAGUCAGAUGGUUACCAUCUAACUGUUGAAAUCACUACUAUAGAUGCAUUGGAAUAUCCACAAACACACCGUAUGUUCCAUAUGCACACACGGAGACACGUACAUGGUGCAGACGCAUACACAUGUGUACCACACCACACCUGUACACAUGGAAAACCUAUGCACAUCACCACAUGUGUACACUUGGACACAUGGAUGCACGCUUGCACGUGUGAGACCUGGCAGAUGUGAGUGUGGUUGUGGCUUGUGCUGGGUGCCACGGGAUGCUACUGCUGAAGCUGGUAGACGUGGCGUGGGGUCUUGGAAUAUGAGGGCCGCCCUUCCUCUCUUGGGGGGUUUAGGUUCUCGUUGCUGAGCCUGAGGAGGGUGGUUGCGAGGCUGGGGAGCUGCUGAGAGCACUCCUAGAGCAGAGUCCUUGCCCGCUGAGCCAGCCGAACCUUGUCCUUGUGGAGGGGGCGGGAAUGUUGUCCUCAUGGCAGCACAGGGAGCUGCAGCCCACAGCGCCUCUGGCUCUCAUCAGUUGACGAGUGCUGUGGAGCCAGCGCCAGCAGACUUUCUGUGAAGGGCCAGAUAGCGAAUGGCGUAGCCUUGUGGGGCUGUCUUGUCCCUGGUGCAGCUACACAGCACUGCCACGUAGCACAGAAGUGAGCACAGCCCAGCCCAGCACAGCUUUGUUUAUGAAAACAAGUGGUGGAGGCUGGCUUUGCCUCUGGCCUGCAGUUUGCUAACCUCUGCACUCUGCCUGCUUUAUUCUGGUUUUUGCUCGGCUGGUUUUGGAAGCCUUCAGUUUCUGUCUUUUCAUAGUGCAUGUUCAGUUUGACCCUGAAUAAAUAAAAUUAACCUGUUUAACAUCCCAGCCCUUGCACAACAUAAGGACUUGGUCUUUCCGAACUUACACACGCAGCUGUUGUCUCAGACUGGUUGUCUUGUUAUUUAUUUAAAGUCCUGGUUUUAGAGUACUGUUUUUUUAAAAUUUAACGGGUGUUUAGAUUUAUCUGUUUGCUCAGUAUCAUUGCCCACCAUUCUUGCACCUCAGAUACUUCCUUUGUCUUCUUUUUCUCCGUAGCUGCUUUAUUGAGAGUGUACACAGCAACCACCUCAGCAGGAGCUCUGUACCCCGAGCUGUCAUUCCACUGUCUCCCUGUCCCUGAGACCCGAGCAGCCCCCAGCCUGUUGUUUCCGCGUGGGCUGGUCUGUUCUGGCGCUGCAUGGAGAUGGUAUCGUUCUACGUGCUGUCCUUUGUGCCCGGCGUCUUUCACUUAACGUGGUGUUGAGAAGGUGCGGCGUGAUGCAGCAUGAACCCGGAGUGCUGCUCCAAGUCCUUGUGUACAGGUUCUUAUGCAGACGUAGGUUUUCUCUGUUUCUAGGGUUCAGAGUAUUCUUUCAUACGCUUGCUGCCCAUUAUGUAUUUUUCUUUGGAGAAAUGUCUAUUCAGAUCCUUUGCCUACUGUUUUUUUAAAAAAGCUUUUUAUUUAGUUGAAAGGCAAAGUAAACAGAGAGAGGAAGAGAGAGAGAACGCUUUCAUUCUCUUAUUCAUUCCCUAAAUGCCUGCAGUAGCCAGGGAUAGGUCAGGCCAAACCACGAACCAGGGGCUCCCCCCAUCUCUCACAUGGGUGGCAGGAACCCAGGCACUUGGGCUGUCAUCUGCCUCCCAGGUGCGUUAGCAGGAAGCUGAAACCAGAAGCGUGGAGUAGCCAGGACUCAGGUCAGGCUUGACAGUGUGGGAUGUGGGCAUUCCAAGAGGCUGCUUCACCCUUUGCCUACUCCAGAACUGUGUAGUAUGUGUUCUUGUUGAGUUGCAAGCAUUCCUGAUGUGUUAUUCUAGGUGUUAGACCCUUAUAGAUACCUGACUGCAUUGCAGGUGUUUUCUCCUGUAUAGUUAUCUUUUUACUUUCUUGGUAAUACACACACACUGAAAUUUUGAAGCAACCCAUUUAAUCUUUUUAUUGUUUUUCAUCCUUUUAGUAUCAUAUCUAAGAAUUCAUUGCUAAAUCUAAGGUCAUGGUGAUUUCCCCAUUUCCUUCUGAGAGUUUUGUAGUUUUAGCUCUUACAUGUAGUUCUUUGAUCCAUCUUGAGUUAACUUUUAUAUAUGAUAUUUGGUAGACUUUGACAUCAUUUUUUUAUGUGACUAUCCAUUUGUUGAAGAGAUUGUUCUUUCUCCCAGUGAGUGGUCUUGAUAGAUUUCUUGAAAAUUGCUUGACUUGAAAAUGUAUGGGUUUAUUUAUAGACAUGUAAAUGUGAUUUAUCGAUGUAUAUGUCUCUGUUUAUACCAGUACCCUGUUUUAUUAGUGUUGCUUUUUAAUAGGUUUUGAAAUGGGGAAGUGUGAAUUCUCCAACUUUGUUUUUUUGUUUUUUGCUUGUUUGAAAGCUGGAGGGAGCGAGAGGGUGAGUGAGUGAGAUAUUCCCACCCACUGAUUCAUUCUCCAGAUGCUGGUAACAGCCAUGUCCGGGCCCAGCCCAAGCCAGGAACUCCAGCACGGUCUCCUGCGUGCAUGGCAGGGACCCGAGCACGUGCGGCAUCCGCUGCUGCCUUCCCAGGUGCAGUGGUAGGGAGCUGGGUCAGGGGCUGAGUAGCUGGGACUCAGACUGGCAUUACAGGCAGCAGUUUAAUCCACUGUGCUACGAUGCCAGCCUGUCUUUCUUCUUAUUCAAGAUAGCUUUAUCCCCUUGCAACUCCAUAUGAAUUUUAGAAUGAGCUUGCCAAGUUCUACAGAGAAGCCAGCUGGGAUUCUAAUAGAGAUUUUGAGAAACUGACAGAUUGCUCUGGGUAAUAAAACUUCUGCUCUAUUAACACGGGAUGUUUUUCCAUUUAUUUAGGUCUUUCUUUUGAUAUUAUUGUUAGUUUUCAGACCAUAAGUUUAUGUUUCCUUUGAUAGAAUUUAUUUCUAGUUUACUUUUUUAAAUUAAAAUUUCUCUUUAUUUUACAUAUUUUUUGCUUGAAAGGGUGACAUACUUCUAUUUACCCAUUUUAUUUUCUUUUUAAAGAUUUUAUUUAUUUGAGAGGUAGAGUUACAGACAGUGAGAGGGAGAGACAGAGAGAAAGGGUCUUCCAUCUGCUGGUUCAAUCCCCAAAUAGCCACAAUGGCUAGAGCUAGGCCGAUCCGAAGCCAGGAGCCAGGAGCUUCCUCCAGGUCUCUCACGUGGGUUCAGGGGCCCAAGGACUUGGGCCAUCUUCUGCUUUCCCAGGCCACAGCAGAGAGCUGGAUCAGAAGAGGAACAGUAAGGACUAGAACCGGCACCCAUUUGGGAUGCUGGUGCUGCAGAUGGAGGAUUACCCUGUGCCACAGCACCAGCCCCUACCCAUUUUCACAACCUGUGUUUUCACACUUAGGCACAACCCCUGGGCCCUCCUUGAGAUCUGUUACACUAAAGUCCUUCUGAUUCUUGUCUUCAUUCAACCACAUCCCUUCUUUCAAUCUCUACUUUUUUUUUUUUUUUAAGAUUUAUUUUAUUUAUUUGAAAGAGUUGAAGAGAGAUAGAGAGAGGUCUUCCAUCCGCUAGUUCACUUCCCAAAUGGCCAAAACGGCUGGAUCCGAAGCCAGGAGCCAGGAGUUUCUUCAGGGUCUCUUAUGUGGGUGCAGGGACACAAGCACUUGAGCCUUCCUCCACUGCUUUCCCAGACACGUUAGCAGGGAGCUGGAUCGGAAGUGGAGCAGCUGGGACUCGAAUCAGUGCCCAUACGGGAUGCCAGGGCUUUUUCUGUGUAACUCCGACUUUCAAGUAAAUUAAAAAAAAAAAAAAAGAUAAAAUUUAUUUACAAUUCUUUCAUGUAACAUAUUUUAAUGAAAUUUUUGAAGGCCCCUGUAUGCAUGAGUUUCAAAAAUUUGUGCACCAAAAUAAAUUUACUUGUACUUUGUGUGAACUUUUUGAAGUACUUCCUAACAAGACAGGGAGAAGAACCCCAAAGAGGCAGAGAGAAAAGACAGAUCACCCCCUGAGGAGAGGCACUGAGACGUGUCCCAAAGCGGUACCCACAGGCACAGCACUGGCCCCUGGUUUACUCUUCUUGAUACUGUUUUAAGUGGAAUUAUUUUCAUUCCGUUUUUGGAUUGUUUAUUGCAGGUGUUCAGAAUACCAAAUCUUUUUAUUGACCUUUAGACUUCAGCUUUGCUUAAUUUACUAGUUGCAGUAGGUCGCUAUGAAUGCCUGAGGCUCCUCUCUAUAUAAGACCCUCUGUGACUAGAGGUGGUUUCCACUUCUUCGAUCUAAUUGAUUCAAAUUGUUUUUCUUGUGUGAUUGCCCUGACUUAGAACUUCUAGAACUGAAUAGAAGUGGUAAGAGCAGACACCCCUGCUUUGUUCUUGGUGCUAUGGGGCCAGUAUCCAUUUUUUUUUUUUUUUUUUUAAAUUUAUUUGAAAGUCAGUGUUAGAGAGGUAGAGCCAGAGAGAGAUAAAAGUCUUCUAUCCACUGGUUCACUCCUCACAUGACCACAUGGCCAGAGAUGAGCUGAUCCAAAGGCAGGAGCCAGGAUCUUCUUCAGGGUGUCCCACGUGGGUGCAAGGGUCCACGGACUUAGGCCAUCUCCUCCUGCUUUCCCAGGUCAUAGCAGAGAGCUGGAUUGGAAAUAGAGCAGCUGAGACUCAAACCAGCACCCACAUGGGAUGCGGCACUGCGGGCUGGGGCUUUAACCCACUGCGCCACAGUGCCGGCCCCCUGGUAUCCAGUGUCUCAUCAACAUGUGUAAUGUUUACUUGGGGGAGAAGGGUUGUAGAUAUCCUUUGUCAAGGUGAAGAAGCCCCCUUGUCUUCCUGAUUUGUCGAGUACUUUUUUGUCAUAAGAAUGUGUUGAAUUUUCUUGAUGCCUUUUCUGUAUUAGUGGAGAGUAUCAUGUCGUUUUUGUCCUUUAUUCUGUUAGUGCAGUAUAUUACAUAAAUUCAUUUAAUCCCACUGGGUCAUUCUGCGUGAUCCUUCUUAAAAUAUUGCUAAUUCAACUAUAUAUGUGUGUGUAGAUGUUUUCCUUAUUUAAGAGGCGGAGAUGGGAGGGAGGGAGAUGGAGAGAGGGAUGGGAAAAGAGGAAGGAGACAGACGAAUAGACUGGAGAGAGAUCUCCUCCACCGAUUCAUCCCCAAUGGUAACUGCUUUUGAGGACUUUUAUAUCAGUAUGCAUAGGAGACAUUGGUGUGUAGUUUUAUUUUCUUGUGAUAUCCUUGUUUAUGAGAUUGUGUGAGUUGGGCAGUUUUUAGCUUCUACUUUGGAAGAGUUUGAAAAUAACUGAGUUUUUUUUUUUUUUUAAAGAUUUUAUUUCUUUGACAGGUAGAGUUACAGACAGUGAGAGAGAGACAGAGAGAAAGGUCUUCCUUCCGUUGGUUCACUCCCCAAAUGGCUACAACAGCCAGAGCUGAGCUGAUCCAAAUCCAGGAGCCAGGAGCUUUCUUCGGGUCUUGCAUGUGGGUGCAGGGGCCCGAGCACUUGGGCCAUCUGCCACUGCUUUCCCAGGCCAUAGCAGAGAGCUGGAUCGGAAGAGGAGCAGCUGGGACUCAAACCGGCACCCAUGAGGGAUGCUGGCGCUUCAGGUGGAGAAUUAAUCCACUGCGCCACAGCGCUAGUCCCAUAUUUCUUUAAAUAUUUGAUAGAGCUCAGUAGUAAAGCCAUCUUGGUUUUGCUUUAUGUGUAAUUUUUUUUUUUAUCUUAAAUAGGUCUAUACAUAUUCUUAGUCAGUUUUGGUAGUUAGUCUUAGAAAAUGAGUUAUUUUGGGGCAGGAGCAGUGGCGUAGCGGGUAAAUCCGCUGCCUUCAGUGCCAGCAUCCCAAAUGACCUGGUUCGAGUCCCACCUUCUCCACUUCCGAUCCAGCUUUCUGCUAUGGCCUGGGAAAGCAGAAGAUGGUCUAAGUCCUUGUGCCCUUGCACCUGCGUGGGAGACCCAGAGGAAGCUCCUGGCUUCAGAUGGGCCCAGUUUCAUCUGCUGUGGCCAUUUGGGGAGUGAACCAGUGGAUGGAAGACCUCUCUCUCUGCUUCUCUGUAACUCUGCCUUCCAAAUAAAUAAAUCUUUAAAAGAAAAUACUUUAGUGAGGUUUUUUAUUAAGUCCUUUCUGCAUCAGGAUAUGCUUAAAUUUUUUUUUAUUUGACAAAGUUAGACAGUGAGAGAGAGAGUGAGACAAAGAGAAAGGCCUUCCUUCCGUUGUUUCACGGAAUGAAUGGCUGCUAGGGCCGGCGCGCUGCGCUGAUCCGAAGCCAGGAGCCAGGUGCUUCUCCUGGUCUCCCAUGCGGGUGCAAGGCCCAAGCACUUGGGCCAUCCUCCUCUGCACUCCCGGGCCACAGCAGAGAGCUGGACUGCAAGAGGAGCAACCGGGACUAGAACUGGCGCCCAUGUGGGAUGCUGGUGCCGCAGGUGGAGGAUUAAACAAGUGAGCCAUGGUGCCGACCCCAGGAUAUGCUUAAAUUGAAUUUGUAAGGCAUCAUCUGCCUGUGGGUACCGCUGUGGGACACGUCUCAUUGCCUCUCCUCAGGGAGUGAUCUGUCUCUUCUCUCUGCCUCUUUGGGGUUCUUCUCCCUGUCUUGUUAGGAAGUACUUCAAAAAGUUCACACAAAGUACAAGUAAAUUUAUUUUGGUGCACAAAUUUUUGAAACUCAUGCAUACCAGGGCCUUCAAAAAUUUCAUUAAAAUAUGUUAUAUGAAAGAAUUUUAAAUUUUAUCUUCAAAAAAAAAAUUGAUUUAUUUACUUGAAAGUUGGAGUUACACAGAGAGAGAGGUCUUCCUCCACUGGUUCACUCCCCAAUUGGCUGCAAUGGCCGGAGCUGUGCCGAUCCAAAGCCAGGAGCCAGGAGCUUCUUCUUGGUCUCUCACAUGGGUGCAGAGGCCCAAGGACUUGGGCCAUCUUCUACUGCGUUCCCAGGCCAUAGCAGAGAGCUGGAUCAGAAGAGGAGCAGCUGGGACUCGAACUGGCACCCAUAUGGGAUGCUGACACUGCAGGCGGUGGCUUUACCUGCUACGCCACAGUGCCAGCCCCCUGAAUUUUAACUUUUUUGCACUGAAACUUCUUUUAAUUAAAUUCUUCCAUGAACCUUUCUGUUUUGCCUUUUCUAUCAUUGUGUGUGCAUUUUUAAAGAUUUAUUUAUUUAUUUAUUUGAAAGGCAGAGUUACAGAGAGGCAGAGAGAGAGAGAGAGUGAGAGGUCUUCUAUCCGCUGGUUCACUUCCCAAAUGGCAGCAAUGGCCGGAGCUGCCCCAAUCCAAAGCCAAAAGCUUCUUCCGGGUCUCCCACAGGGUGCAGGGGCCCAAGCACUUGGGCCCACUUCGACUGCUUUCCCAGGCCACAGCAGAGAGCCGGAUUGGAAGUGGAACAGCCGGGACUCAAACUGGUGCCCAUUUGGGAUGCCAGCACUUCUGGUGGGGGCUUCACCCGCUAUGCCACAGUGCUGACCCCCAAUAAAUAGUCUUUUUUUUAAAAAAAAUCAUUUAAAUUUAUUUGAAGGAGUUAGAGAGAAUAUCUCUUUUAUCCAUUGGUUCACUCCUGAAAUGGCCACAACAGCCAAGGCUGGACUAGGCAAUAGCCAGGAGCCUGGAACUCCACCCAGGUCUCCCAAGUGGGUGCAGGGGCCCAAACACUUGAGCCACAUUCUGCUGCUUUCCCAGGCACAUUAGCAGGGAGCUGGAUCAGAAGUGGAGCAGCUGGGACUUGAACCAGAACUCGUGGGAUGCUGGCAGCUUAACCAGCUGCACCAUAAUGCUGGCUUCUCUCAUUUUUAACUUUCUAUGUCUUUAUACUUAAAUUGGGGCCUGCAGUUGGAUUUGGUCUUUUAUCCAUUCAGUCAUUUUGCCUUUGUUGUUUUAUUAGACUUUACUUGGGUUUAAACUUUGAAAUUUUCCUCACCUGUUUUAGGCUUCUAAUUCUAUACUUUUUUUUCCUCCUAUACUCUCAAAGUCUUUUUUGUCAUUUUUUAUCAUUCUGUGUCUCCCAUGGUGUCAGCUUGGAAGUCACAGAGCCUCAGACUUUUUGUUGGUUAUCCUAGCUAAUGAUUAUUGCUGCCCUAAUAAGCAGGUGCCUUUUUAGACUGCGGUACUAUUUUUAGAUCCUGGUACUAUUCCUAUUUGACAAUUUGAAGUUCUUACAGUACAUUAACUACUACCCCUGACUUAAUUGCUUCUAUUGCUGUAUAUUCCAUUAUUAAUUUUUGUUUUGUUUUUGUUUGUGUUUUUGGGACGCAAAUAGCUGCCAUCUGCCCAAAUGCCCAAAACAGCUGGGCCUGGGCUGAAGGUGGAAGCUGGGAGCACAGUUAGCCUCUGGUACAGGGUCUGGGUGUCCACCACUGGAUAACUGCUCAUCCCAGGUUCUGUUAUGCCGUGAUUAUCAUUAUUGCAUAUGGUCCUUACUCGUUCACCUGUAUACUUACCUCCCGCGUUGCCCUUCAUACUGCCCUGUAUCUCUCAGCUUACGUAUGUGAUGGCUUUGCUUUUGUCUGAGGAAUACGUUUAAUCUUUGCUUUAGUGUGGGUCUGCUGGUGACAUGGUCUUAGUUUCUGGUGAUGAUGUAUAUAAAUAAUUUGCUUGGAGGCUUUCUUGAAUCUUUGGCUUGAUGUCUGUCUUCAGUUGAGGGAAGCUUUUGGCCUUGACACUUUCAAGUUUUGUUUCUGUCCAUUUCCUCUCUUCUUCUGGACUCCAGUUCCAUGUGUGUUUGACCCAUUGCCUGUACUUCUGUGUCUCGUAUCCUUUCCUCUGUCCUGUUCUUGUUCUUUCUCUCUCUCUCUCUUUUUUUUCCUCUCUUUUCUACUUGCUUUCCUUUCCAUGUUUCAUUCUGGAUAUUUUCUUUCGAUCCACCAGGCUGGCAGUUCUCUUCAGCCUUUUUCUUUCUUUCCCCCGUGCUCUCUGCCUUGUUCCCUGCCCCCUGUCUUCAUGGCUGGUGAGAGUGAGACAGCUAGUGGACUGGGCAGCAUUGUGCACCUUCAGCCAUCUUUGCGUUUUAACUCAGGAGAAUGACUGAUGUGGGAUGACGGUUAUCUCGGAAGACAGUGGGAGAGACUUCACAUCUCCAGACCAGUCUUCAGCUGCCUCCUCAGCCUACACCGAAGGCUGGCCUAGCCAGUUCCUGCCUUUGGAGGCUACAUCCAAGGGAACUGUCUUCCCUUUCUCCAGCUGUGAUAGCCCAGGAGGAAGCACAGUUCAGAGAAUGCUAGUUGCUCUUCUGUCACUCACUGCUGUAUUUCUUUUUUUCUUUCCUAAAGUAUAUUUAUUUAUUUGAAAGGCAGAGUUACAGAGAGAGAGGGAGAUAGAGAGAUCUUACAACUCAUGAUUCACUCCCCAAAUGGCCAUAAUGGCUGGAGCUGGGCUGAUCCAAAGCCAGGUGCCAAGAGCUUCUUUCGGGUCUCCCAUGUGGGCACAGGGCCCAAAGCACUUGGGCCAUUUUCCGUUGCCCAUGUGGGAUGCUGGCACUGCUGGUGUUUCUACCCACUAUGGCACAAUGCCAGCCCCAUUGUUGCUAUAUUUCUUUUUUUUUUUUUUUUUUUUUUUUUUUUUUUAGACAGGCAGAGUGAGACAGAGAGAAAGGUUUUCCUUCUGUUGGUUCCCCCCUAAAUGGCCACCACGGCCAGUGCGCUGUGCCGAUCCGAAGCCAAGAGCCAGGUGCUUUUCCUGGUCUCCCAUGUGGGUGCAGGGCCCAAGCACUGGGGCCAUCCUCCACUGCCUUCCUGGGCCACAGCAGAGAGCUGGACUGGAAGAGGAGCAACCGGGACAGAACCAGUGCCCCAACUGGGACUAGAACCUGGGGUACUGGCGCCGUAGGCAGAGGAUUAGCCUAGAGAGCCAUGGCGUCAGCCUGUUGAUAUAUUUCUUAAAAUUAUCACCAUCAGCACACCACAGGCCGGGAGUGCGUGCGCGCCCUCGCUUCUUCCUUUUUCUCGACUCCAUCUUUGUGCUAGUGGCAAGUAGGGGCUGCAGUUCAGCCGCCAACAUGCAGCUGUUUGUUUGUGCGCAGGAGCGCCACACCCUCGAGGUGACCGGCCGGGAGACGGUCACCCAGAUCAAGGCUCACGUAGCCUCGCUGGAGGGCAUCGCCCCCGAGGACCAAGUGGUGCUCCUAGCGGGGACGCCCCGGAGGAUGAGGCCACCCUGGGCCAGUGCGGUGUGGAGGCCCUGAGCACCCUGGAAGUGGCCGGGCGCAUGCUCGGAGGUAAAGUCCACGGCUCCCUGGCCCGCGCCGGCAAAGUGAGAGGUCAGACUCCCAAGGUGGCCAAGCAGGAGAAGACGACGA